This is a messenger RNA of Rhincodon typus (whale shark), 1599 nucleotides long. Its product is annotated as flagellum-associated coiled-coil domain-containing protein 1-like. The record is from RefSeq and is a predicted model, not a curated record. Gene Ontology annotation, cellular component: cytoplasm. NCBI's taxonomy places the organism in Eukaryota, Metazoa, Chordata, Chondrichthyes, Orectolobiformes, Rhincodontidae. The transcript is spliced from 14 exons. Bases 340 to 1419 code for a protein of 359 amino acids.
UUAUUUCAAUAUGGUUGAGUUUAUGUCUGAAUAACGAGGGACAGGUAGAGACCCCCAGGUCUGUUGAGCCUGACCCACUCAAUUCUAACAGCUACACACACACAAAGUACUAUAAACCUGCAACUACCACCCACUAGAAACAGAAACAUUCCUCACUUGAAGGAAUGCUCCAAUUCUUAUCAGCGUGAUUAUGAUGAGCCGAAAGGUCUUCUGCUUGACACAUUUUGUUUUGAUGUUUUUAACUCAGUGCAUCAUUGCCCAAAGACACUCAGCAGGUUAGGCAGCUUCUAGUGAGAGAGGAACUAAGUUCACGUAUUCAGACUGGCUGGAUCUAACAUUAUGAACGAUUUGUGUGGUCCUCUAUUAUCCAAGACUGGCACGACAGAAAAUGCCGUGGAGAUGUGUAAAAAAUGUGGGAGAGGGAUGACGUUCCCAGAAUUGUACAAGAAAGAGGAAGCAAUUGUCAUUGCACCAGGAUACGAGUUAUCACGGACUAAAAGUAACAUUGGUGUCCACCUAUGUGAUGAAUUCUUCAAUCGGAUUCAACCUCCAAAGCCAUUUGUUUCAAGGCCUCCAUCUGAAAGCCAGACAGAGCAGCUUGUCACAGACCUGCAGAAGCAGAUCACCGAGCUGGUGAACUUACUGGAGCAGGAAAGUAUCAAGCAAAUGAGCAUUGUAAACAGGUUUCAGGCUGAGGGCAGAGAAGCAAGCUUGAUGAUGCAGAAAAAGCAUGAGGAGGAAUUGAGAAAGAUUUUGGAGAUGCACGCUCUCGAAAUCGAGGAAAUGCAGAGCAACUUUGCUGAGAUCCUGGAGUCACAGAAAGAGAAAGCAGAGAAAAAAGAAUCCAUCAUUGAAGAAAUUAAUGAAAGGCUGGCUCAGAAAGAACGUGAACUCCAUGAGAAGCAUGAAAUAGAAUUGAAAAGGGAACUGGCUUUACAGAGGAAUGCUCUGCAACGUAAAUGUGAUGAAGAGAAGCAAGCAAUAGUAGACAGUUAUGAACAGCAGAUUAAUACCAUUCUUGAUAGGCACAAAGGGGAGAUGGAUGGUGCUGCAGAGCAGUAUAGUGCCAUUAUGGAAACGGUUGAGGAGUUGAGAAAUGCAAAGCAACAGAUCGAGGAUCUGUUGCAGCAGCUGAAAAAGAAGAAUGAAGAAAUACAGAAUCAGUCUGAAUAUCUGAGCUUUCUUGAGGCAGAGCUAGCAUACGAUAGAGCUAAGCUGGCUGAAAUUGAAGGAACUUACAAGUCAAACAUAGGCUCCAUGAAGAGAGAAUAUGUAACGUCCAUAAAAGCUUUAGAGGAUCAGAACCUUGAUCUAAAACAACUGUUUGCUCUAAAGACUGAAGAACUUUGCGCCCUUAAAGCAAUGAUUGAAGAAAGAGAGAGAAUAGAUCAGCCUGAAAGAACAAAUUUCCAGCAAUAACAAACAGUCUUUGCAACUAGCAGUCCAGCCAAUACAGACAUAUUGCAGCCAGUACCUCUUCCAGCAUCAAACCAGGGGACUGGAACUUGUCUGUGUGCAUCAUGCACGGACGAAGCUGGAUUUGGAUUUGUGGAGCAGAAAGCAGAAAGGAGCUUCCUUGGUACUUUUAAAGGAAAUAAU